Molecule: messenger RNA, 3117 nt
Organism: Lutzomyia longipalpis
Lineage: Eukaryota; Metazoa; Arthropoda; Insecta; Diptera; Psychodidae
Product: protein aubergine-like
Exons: 4
Coding region: 106-2778 (890 amino acids)
Biological process (GO): regulatory ncRNA-mediated gene silencing
Cellular component (GO): P granule
Molecular function (GO): piRNA binding; protein binding
Source: RefSeq, a predicted model, not a curated record
GCGAGAUUUUUGUCUUCUUCAGUUGCAAUUUGAACGUUUUACUGUUAACAAGUGUUUCAAAGGAAGCUGCUUUCAGAGGAUUUUUGUGAAAAAAAUUUGGGAAAGAUGAGCGAUAAACCGCCGCCAAUGAUGUCAGGACGUGCCCGUGGACGUGGACGAGAGCUGCCACCGGGAAUCCCCGGACCAAGUCGUUCACGUGACGACAGCCGUGACCGCUAUGAUCCAUCACGCGGUGCUGGGGGUGGUGUUGUAGCACAGCGUGGUCCCUACACCGAUCCGGCGUACACAGUGAGACCCGGUGGACCAGGACACCAGCCCAUACGUCCAGGUGUUCCGCAUCAAUCACUCACAGCGGGACGAGCAACCAGUCACAGUGGGGCAUCGAGUUCCAAACAACCCGUGGCUGGUGAUGGAGCACGUGGGAGUGAUAUAUCACGUGGAGCACGUCGGGGGAAUCGUGCCAUUUCGGAUGUAAUUGUAACGCGCCCAUUGACGCUGAAUACGAAGAAGGGCUCAAGUGGUGACGUAAUUACCAUCGUUGCCAACUACUUCCGUGUCCUGCGGAGUCCAAAUUGGACCAUCUACAAGUAUCGUGUGGAUUUUGCGCCAGAUGUGGAGAUCUUGGGCCAACGGAAGGGUAUCAUGCGACGUCAGAUAGAACGUCUGGGUGCCUUCCAGUUUGACGGAACGAUGAUAUUUUCGCCGUUUAAGUACCAAAAUGACCCAAUGGUGCUUGUGGAUAGAAAUGAGCGCGAUGAAACUGUUCAGAUUACAAUACGUCUCGUGGGGGAACUCAUGCCGACGGAUGGGACCUAUAUGCAUCUCUUGAAUCUCAUUAUGCGCAACACCAUUGAGAGUCUCAACAUGCAACGUGCCUAUGGGCCAAAGGGCACCAAGUAUUUUGAUCCAAGGCAGAAGAUUGAUAUUCGUGAACAUAAUCUUCAAGUCUGGCCGGGUUUUGCGACGUCCAUUCGCCAACAUGAGAGGGAUAUUAUGAUUUGCACUGAGGUCACUCACAAAGUGAUCCGUAUGGAGAGUUGCUAUCAAGUCAUGGCUCAAUCAGGCAGGGAUGAGGACAGUAUUAAGAGGAAUUUGAUUGGCCAAAGGGUUGUGACGGAGUACAACAACCUGACGUACCGCAUUGACGAUGUGGACUUCUCACUGAGUCCUUGUUCGGAAUUUGAAAAGAAAUCUGGCGAGAAGAUCUCCUUCAUUCAGUACUUCCGUGAUCGCUACAACGUUACCAUUCGCGAUACGCGCCAACCGAUGCUGGUGUCACGCGCUAAGGCGCGAGAUAUUAAAGCAGGACGUCCGGAAAUUGUGAAUUUGGUUCCGGAAUUGUGUCGCCUUACGGGUUUGACGGAUCAGCAACGGAAUGAUUUCCGAUUGAUGCGUGAUAUGGCACAGCAUACGCGUAUUGGACCGGAUAUGCGUAUUAGGCGUUUUCUCGAUCUAAAUCGUCGCAUUCAGAAUGAGCAAAAGGCCAAGGAGAUGAUGGGCAAGUGGGAGAUGUCCCUCGAUCGGCAACUUGUGGAAUUUCCCGGACGUGUACUGCCACGGGAGGAAAUUAAGUUUGGCGGUGAUUGCUAUGAAUCACCGAAUAAUGAUGCCGAUUGGACGUUUACAUUGAGGAAGAAUCGCUUGUUUGAGGUGGAUCGUGUGACUAAUUGGCAUGUGAUAUGCACCGAGAGGGAUUAUUCCAUUGCAAUGAAAUUCCUGUCGAUACUCACGAGUACAGCUGGGCGGAUGGGCUUCCAAUUGGGACGUCCAACGGUGUACCGUAUUCCCGAUGAUCGUGCUACAUCCUAUGUGAAUUCCAUUGAGAGGGCGUGCAAUGAUUCCACGCAGAUCAUCUUGUGCGUCGUGCCAAAUCAACGAGGUGAUCGAUAUUCGGCCAUUAAGAAGAAGUCUCUCGUGGAUCGGGCUGUGCCGACACAGGUGAUGUGGACGAAGGUGAUGUCGAAUGAUCGGAUAAUUGGUGGUGUGGCCGGGAAGGUGGCCAUACAGAUGAAUUGCAAGCUGGGCAAUGCUCCGUGGACGGUGAGGGUGCCCCUGAAGAAUGUCAUGACGUGUGGCUUUGAUGUAACAUUCGAUGCAAAUGAUAAAUCACGCACAGUUGGUGCAUUUGUGGCAACGAUGGACAUCAAGGAAUGCAAUACGUACUACAGUGCAAUUUCGCAGCACAAAUACGGCGAGGAGAUAAGCAAUUUCCUCGUUGUGAAUGUCUUCAAGGCCCUCAAGCAGUACGAGCAGAUCCACAAGCAACCACCAGCGAGGAUUUUCUUCUAUCGCGACGGUGUGGGUGAGGGUGAUAUUGACCACGUGCUGAGCAUUGAGGUGAACAAGUUGAAGGAGAAGCUGAAAACCGCCUAUGGGGAUCAUGCCCCAAAGUUGACCUACAUCAUUGUCACAAAGAGGAUCAAUACGCGCCUCUUUAGGAAGAUGAGUUCCACUUCAGUGCAGAAUCCACCGCCGGGAACUGUUGUGGAUGACGUCAUUACCCUUCCGGAACGCUAUGACUUCUUCCUUGUGUCCCAGGCAACGCGUCAGGGCACCAUCUCGCCAACAAGCUACAACGUGAUCUCCGACGAAUCAGGCCUACCACCGGAUAAGAUACAAAUUUGGACAUUCAAAAUGACGCAUCUCUACUACAACUGGAGUGGGAAUGUGAAGGUUCCGGCUGUGUGUCAGUACGCACAGAAGUUGGCCUUCCUCGUUGGGCAGCACAUUCAUCAGGAGCCGAAUCAUCUGCUCGAGAAGCAGCUGUACUUCCUCUAAGAAGUUUAGAAGAUUUGCCAGAUUUAUCGCCUUUACGAAGUUAUCUUUUUUUUCAACUACGUCGUACUCCUAUGCUACGACUUUCUUUAUUUCCAUUUAAUUGAAUUUAAACUCCUUUUUCUCAUUCAUUUAAUUUGAUUUUCUCAACGCAAAGAAUGCGUUUUUCUUUUAUUUCAAUGACAUUUCUUAUUUUUUUGACGAAAAAUUGAUGAAUUUAAUGCGAUUUAUAGAUUUGAAUUGUUAAAAAAUAUAAAACUUAGAAAUUGUAGGAAAUUCAUACAAAUUGACACACUCUGUUUCAAAAGGAUUUUGAUGAUUAAAAAAUCUGUUUCUCGAAAA